This is a messenger RNA of Uranotaenia lowii, 375 nucleotides long. RefSeq lists its product as uncharacterized. The transcript has 3 exons. NCBI's taxonomy places the organism in Eukaryota, Metazoa, Arthropoda, Insecta, Diptera, Culicidae. Bases 19 to 342 code for a protein of 107 amino acids. The record is from RefSeq and is a predicted model, not a curated record.
GUCAGCAUAACCAGGAGCAUGGAACAAAUAGCGAAAAUUUUCCUCCUAUUCAGCUGGUGUGCAUCGUUGGUUAGUGCACAGACAAAUAUUUUAUACACCGGCGAAGGAUAUUUCCCUCUGUGGUGGAGUACGGCAGCGUAUAGCUGGGGAUUCCUGAAAUUAGCGUACAUUUUCUUCGGUUUGCUGGCUUUAUAUGUGUAUCGGAAUUGGGGUUACGAUUCAAGAGGCGAUUAUCCCAGUUAUUCUUACUCACACUACCGAAACCUUGACGAUGUUAUGAACGUUGAAUUAGCGGACCUUGACAGUAGAAUACAGGCAUAUGGAAAGAAGUUUUCCGACUAAGCUAAUUCAAUACUGUUUGCAAAUAUUCCUGUG